CGGGCGGGUGGGGGGUGGCGGGGGUGCCCAGCCUCCCAGCUCGGAGGUCGCCGGGGCGGAGAGGAUGCUGCAGCUGCAGCCCGAGCUGCCAAGCGGGUCCGCGGAGCUCCCCGGCGCCCGCCGCAGCGGAGGGGCGCAGAGCGUGGCACCGGCCGGGCGGAGCUAGAGGCGGGCGUCUGCACCGCGUCGCGCCACCCGCAGCUCUCCGCCUCCGGCCGGCCAGGGAGUCAGUCGUGGCCGAUGUCCUGACCGGUGGCGCAUCUGCAGGGUUGGCCAGGCGCCGCUCUUGGGAAGAGGCCUGAGGAGUCCCGGCGGCGGCCGCGUCCAGCAGCUCCGGACGCCGGUCCCCCGGGGCGCGCGCCUGGGCGUUCCUCCCUCCUGCCCUAGCUCCUCGUCACCACACGGUCCUCCCCCGACCCCUCCUUCCACCCACCCUGGAGGAUGCGCUCCCCCGCGCCCAGCGGCAGAGGCCACGGCUCCCAGAAAUGCGUGCACUGGAUCCCCUUCUCCGGGACCCGAGGAGCCGGCGCAGCCGCCCUGUAGGUAGAGGCGAAAAUAAAGCAUUUAGAAGUGUCUGUGAUGCCUAAAUGAUUCAAAACACAUGUGGUAUAGAAUGCCAGAGACCAUGAAUUGUCUGCUCAUAAAUUUGAUCAAGAGCUCAAUUGAGAGAAAUGAUGUUUAUAGAGAGUUGGCUGAACAAAGGCCAUGAUGGCUACCUAGUCCCCUCCAGUUCUAGGUCGGCAGAGAGACUGGCCCUUCUCAAGAGAUUGGUGCAGUCCAGGAGCCUUUGAGACAUGCUGAUGCAAGGAAUGGCGUGUGCCCUGAGUAGCAGUAAUGACUGUUCCAGGGUUAUGACUCAUUGAUUAAAAAGGACUUUCCAAAUACUUUGCACUUUUGAUAGCAUAUUAUGGAUACCAAGGAGGAGAAGAAGGAACGGAAACAAAGUUAUUUUGCUCGACUGAAAAAGAAAAAGCAAGCCAAACAAAAUGCAGAGACAGCCUCAGCAAUGGCCACAAGGACUCAUACUGGAAAAGAAGAUGCUAACACAGUCAUUUUAGAGCAAGACAAGUGCAACAUUGCUGUGGAAGAGGAAUAUAUUACUGAUGAGAAAAAAAAGAGAAAAAGUAACCAGUUAAAGGAGAUCAGGCGUACAGAACUAAAGAGAUAUUAUAGUAUUGAUGACAAUCAAAACAAAACACACGAUAAAAAAGAAAAGAAGAUGGUGGUUCAGAAGCCCCAUGGUACUAUGGAGUACACUGCUGAAAUCCAGGACACCCUAAACUCUAUAGCACUGAAAUUUAACAUCACUCCCAAUAAACUAGUGGAGCUGAAUAAGCUUUUCACACAUACUAUUGUUCCAGGCCAGGUUCUUUUUGUGCCAGAUGCCAACUUUCCUUCCAGUACCUUAAGGUUAUCAUCAUCCAGUCCUGGUGCUACUGUCUCUCCAUCAUCAUCAGAUGCAGAAUAUGAUAAACUGCCUGAUGCUGACUUAGCAAGAAAGGCCUUAAAACCCAUCGAGAGAGUCUUAUCAUCUACUUCUGAAGAAGAUGAACCAGGCGUGGUAAAAUUUUUAAAAAUGAACUGUCGAUACUUCACCGAUGGAAAGGGUGUGGUUGGAGGCGUCAUGAUCGUCACUCCUAACAACAUCAUGUUUGACCCUCACAAGUCUGAUCCCCUGGUCAUUGAAAAUGGGUGCGAGGAGUACGGCCUCAUUUGCCCCAUGGAGGAGGUCGUUUCCAUCGCCCUGUACAAUGACAUCUCGCACAUGAAGAUCAAAGAUGCCUUGCCAUCUGACCUACCUCAGGAUCUUUGUCCUCUGUACAGGCCUGGAGAAUGGGAAGACCUGGCUUCGGAAAAGGAUAUCAACCCAUUCAGUAAGUUCAAAUCUCUCAACAAAGAAAAACGGCAGCAGGAUGUAGAGAGAGCCAUCACUUCAGAUUCUAAAUCAACAAGACCUUUAGAGAAGUCAACAGAAUACACGCAAUCGAGGCCCUCAGAUAUCUCUGGCUCAGGCAAGUUAAAGAAACUAGAGUCCUCUGCAGAGGCGACCACCAGAUCUAUCCCAGUGGCUAACGUCAGCACGGCAUCUUCUGACACUCGGGCUGCAUUUAAAUCUAUAGCCAAAGAAAAUUCUCUUUUAGGGGAAGAUGAUGACUUUGUUGACUUAGAAGAACUUUCUUCUCAAACUGAUAGUGGAAUGGACAAAACAGACACUUCAAAGGAGUGCCUUUCUCUUGACCCAGAGGAGCUAAGGAAGACGAAACCACAAAAAAUCAGUUCAACUAUGGAAACACAGGUACAGUCAGCCCAGAACUUUUCAGGAACAGAGUGUGAUGCUGAACUGAAGGGAGCCCUAGAUUUAGAAACCUGUGAGAAGCAAGAUAUGAUGCCAGAGGUAGACAAGCAGUCUGGUUCCCCAGAGAGCCAGGUGGAAAACACGCUGAACAUACAUGAAGAUCUAGAUAAAGUUAAACUUAUCGAAUAUUACCUUAAUAAGAACAAGGAAGGGACCCAGUUAUCUGAUAACUCGCAGAAGGACGAAUUACAUGAUGACAGAAAUAUUGAGCCAGUGGGAAUAGACAUCACGCUCAGUAGUUCUCUUCCCCAAGAAGGUGAUCCCCCAAUUAAAGGCACUAAAGAGCCAGAUAAAACCCAGGUGAAAGAAAGAGCAUCUCUUCCAUUGCAACUGGGCUCUGCUACAGAAGAAAACAUGAAUAAAGACUAUCCAGACUCCUCUUUGGAAUCGACUCUGGAUAAUAGCUGCCAAGGUGCACAAAUGGAUAAUAAAUCUGAAAUUCAGUUAUGGCUAUUAAAGAGAAUUCAGGUACCCAUUGAAGAUAUACUUCCUUCAAAAGAAGAGAAAAGUAAGACUCCACCCAUGUUUCUGUGCAUUAAAGUAGGAAAACCAAUGAGAAAGUCCUUUGCCACUCACACUGCAGCCAUGGUCCAGCAGUAUGGCAAACGAAGAAAGCAACCAGAAUACUGGUUUGCUGUUCCUCGGGAGAGGGUGGAUCACUUGUACACGUUCUUUGUUCAGUGGUCUCCUGAUGUCUAUGGGAAAGAUGCCAAAGAGCAAGGCUUUGUGGUGGUAGAAAAAGAAGAACUGAAUAUGAUUGACAACUUCUUCAGUGAGCCAACCACUAAAAGUUGGGAGAUCAUCACUGUUGAGGAGGCAAAGCGCAGGAAGAGCACAUGCAGCUACUAUGAAGAUGAGGACGAAGCAGCCCUGCCAAUCCUGCAGCCCCACAGCGCGCUUCUGGAGAACAUGCACAUCGAGCAGCUGGCUCGACGCCUUCCAGCAAGGGUACAGGGGUAUCCAUGGAGACUCGCAUAUAGCACAUUAGAACAUGGAACCAGCUUGAAAACUCUCUACCGGAAAUCUGCAUCAUUAGACAGUCCUGUCCUAUUGGUCAUCAAAGAUAUGGACAAUCAGAUUUUUGGAGCAUACGCAACUCAUCCCUUCAAGUUCAGUGAUCACUAUUAUGGCACAGGCGAAACUUUUCUCUACACAUUCAGUCCUAAUUUCAAGGUCUUUAAGUGGAGUGGAGAAAACUCAUACUUUAUCAAUGGAGACUUAAGUUCUUUGGAACUUGGUGGUGGAGGGGGACGAUUUGGUUUAUGGCUAGAUGCUGAUUUAUACCAUGGACGAAGCAACUCCUGCAGCACUUUUAAUAAUGAUAUUCUAUCCAAAAAGGAAGACUUCAUAGUUCAAGACCUGGAGGUAUGGACAUUCGAGUGAAAUUGAGACUGCCUUAAAAUAGAACAUUAAAAAGACUGGGUUUGAUCAGCCCUCCUAAGGCUGGCUGGGAGAUGAAGCCCCAGCCUGACUGCCUCAUCCCAUCAUAGUGCUUUCUUUCUGCCGUCAUCUCAGAGCGUGAUCACACUGCAGAGAGAUUCUGAAAGGUACAUGUGGAAGGCAGACGAUGAAGAGAAAGAAAUCUGAAGUCCAGAUUGUCAAAAGACUUUAUACUCGCACUUCCUUCAAAUCCAUACAGUGAGGAAUCCAAAUAUUUAUAGAGGUAUGAGUUGAAUGCAAUUUUUAUUUUUGGUAACUGUGAAAAAGAAGAUACUGUGGAAAUAUAUACAUGCCUUGUACAGUUAUCAACAUAAUUUUCAUUACCAAAAUGUACAGCAUACUAUUGUUUGCCAUGGAAAAGUUAGUCUCAUUUAGAAAAAUUGAAAGUGCACAGCACUUAAAGGGAAUAUAUGAUUUUUUAAAACUUUUAUUUAUUAUUUUUAGUAUACUGUCUGAAAUGUGUUGGCAGUUUAUUUCUUUUAAUGUGUCAACUCUUAAAGAAAUGUAUACAUUUUGUGCUAUGUUUGGCAACAAACCCAUUUGAUUUAUAUAGUUUUAUAUUAAUUUUUUUUGCCCUGAUUGUUUAGGGUGAUAUGUGUAUGUAUGUGCUGCUUGAUGUCCGUAUAUACACACACACAUAUAUAUACAAACACACAUAAUUCUAAAUUUUUUAAAACUCAUCACCAAUGUCUAUUGAUUUGAAUAUUGUAGGCUAGCUUUCCAUUUAGUCAUUAAAAAGGUACAUUUUAGUUAUUUACUCUGAACAUUAUUGUGUAAAGAAGCCAUUUCUCAUAGUCAUAAGUUAAUAAUACAGGAAUGUAUACCUUUAUGACCCUAGACUUAGAACAAACCCUGCUUUUGAAAAAAAAAUGUUUUGCUUCUCAUAAAAUCAUGUGUGUUCCUAACAAAAAAACUGUACUUUCAUUGGAUUUUUUUGCAUAAUUUUCCCCAAGUUUGUAUAUUAACAAGUAGGCCAUUGUUUUAAAUAAUACUAAGUAUUUUAAUUUCUGUAUACUUUAUAUCAAAUGAAAAAUGUCAAAUUAGCCCUAUUACCUUGGUUUCUAGGCUAUUUUAUUUGAGAAAAAGCAAUGCAAAGAAGUGCAUUCAUACCAAAUUUGGAAUAAAAAGGAAAAAAAAACCUGUUUUUUAAUACAACUCACUUUCACAUCAUAAAACACUCUUAUUAAAGUUAAUAAUAAAGCCUUGUUAAAAUUUUAAA
Molecule: messenger RNA, 5015 nt
Organism: Phacochoerus africanus (Common warthog)
Lineage: Eukaryota; Metazoa; Chordata; Mammalia; Artiodactyla; Suidae
Gene: NCOA7
Product: nuclear receptor coactivator 7
Exons: 20
Coding region: 908-3739 (943 amino acids)
Biological process (GO): response to oxidative stress; regulation of transcription by RNA polymerase II
Cellular component (GO): nucleus
Source: RefSeq, a predicted model, not a curated record